CGACAAGAUGGUACAGCAAGGUGGAAGCUGACGCUACAACAGUUACUUGGACUUGAUCCGCUGGAAGAUUUCAAAUUCACACAUUUCCGAAAACCUUCUUUCACUCAAACCACCAUGGUCUCUGCGUUCAUACUUGCUUACCUUUCCUCCAGUAAAAAUAUCACGACUUUUGAUGAAGACUUCAAGCGCUGACCGUGGGAGAGGGAAUGUAGACGCUUAAGAAGCCGCCAUACACAGCUCCUUACAACGCUGAAUCUGACUCCCAUGCCUUCUGUUCAUGCAGCCCAGGACAAUGAGAACGACAGCCAUUCAUUAGUGUCCGACGCCUCUGAGGGUGAACCUCAUUCAAGGACUCCUCAUAUCUCCCAGGAUCAAGGUCCAGAGGUCGAGAAUUUGACGUCCUAUUCUCGCCGUCGACGACGCAAAUCGAGGCGCAGGACAAUGGGCAUGGAGCGUUCUGAGUAUAUUGUCAGAGGGAAUGAUCCAUUUGACUACGAACAGAAAUUCCCAGAGGAUAAGCAGCACGAGGAGCUGGGGCCAACAGCCAGGGUAUGGAGAACAUACCUUGAAGAAUGCCUUCCCUUUGAUAGCGAGAUGGUGGAAGGGUGGAGAGACGGUCUAGAUGUUCUCCUCGUCUUUGCUGGUCUUUUCUCAGCGGUUGUCACGACAUUUGUUGCUCAGACAUCACAGAGCCUCCAAGUUGACUAUGGCGCGGUCACUGCCUCACUUUUGAUCGAGCUCAUCAAUGUCCAACGCUCUGCAUCGAACGGUUCCCUCGUAAAUGACGUCCCUCGCUCAGACCUCACCUUUCGACCCUCAACGUCCGACUCGUGGGUUAAUGGCUUGUGGUUCACGAGCCUCUCGCUGAGUCUCACUACUGCCCUAUUCGCUGUCUUGACAAAGCAGUGGAUCCACCAGUACAUGUCUGUGCCGUCAGGAACACCACGGGACAGAUGUCGUGUACGUCAAUUCCGGUACAUGGGUCUGGAGCAAUGGGGUGUAGCCUUCAUUAUUGGACUCCUUCCUGUCCUGAUGAGUGCAUCGCUCGCUGUAUUCCUUGUGGGAUUGGUUCUUUUUAUUAUCCCCUUGCGGGUGUCUAUUGCCAGUGUCGUUGGAGCAAUCACGUUUAUAUCAUUUUCGGCCUAUAUCGUCACCAACUUCCUUCCGAUCUUAUAUCCUUCAUGCCCCUACAAGACUCCAUUGUCACAAUAUAUAUUCCCUCUCUACACCUAUAUCCUGCAUAAUGGCCUUUUCAACUGGCUGAUCUCUCCGAUAUUCAAACUCUGGGUGCGGCUACCCCAUGAGUCAACCUCUGGCCUCCCUGUGGUUCGCACGUUAAGAGGUGCUGAGCGUGUGACUGUGGAUGCUAGUGCCGAUGAAACAGAUGUGCAAGCACUUUCUUGGCUCAUUCAUAUGUCAUCCAACCCCAGCGUGGAGAAGAUUGUGAUAGAAUCUUUGAGUGCUUUGCCGCUCAAGUCUGUACGUUCUCUCAAGCGCCAUAUAGCCCAUAUCUCUCGCGCGUGUUCUACAGCCCUCAGAUCCCUUCUCUACCAACCAGAUAUCUCCAUGCAUGAAAGUCAAGUGGAUCGUUUUCUUCGAGCCUAUCUCCGCUUCGCGGAUCAGCCCAUUUAUUAUAGAAUACCACUACCUGCCAAGGAAUGCCUCUCGCCUGCCAUUUACGCAGACCUUCUGUCUAUUUGCCCAUUUUGUGAAACGGAGAUCAGAGAACUGAUCAUAUCCAACUUGAAAGCCGGAUCCUAUGACCCUACCGCUCUUCGCUUACAGCCCAUAGUAUGGGCAUGUCUCCUUCAGAAGCUUUAUCCAUCCAAUCCUGAUAAUCUCGAAGUGAUGCGGAUAUUAUUCACAAUGAUACCACUAUCGUAUUGGAGUGUUGAUUUUACUCCUCCUACUCGAUUCAUUGAGUGUAGUGGUAUAAAAAUCCUUGACGAAGAUACUGCCGUGGCUACCCUUUGGACAGCAAUUCAAGAGUCUUUAUACCCAUAUGUUGCCGAAGUCAUACCUCAAAUGUGUGGUGAACGCUUCAUGCCCCCCCUGAAUCUCACCUCUCAGGAUCUGCGACUCCGUCUUCUCUUGAGCAUGGCCGACUCACCCUCUAUACGAAGCAUGCCCAUCUCCACCUCACCUGACUAUGACAGUUUGUUUAUCAGGAUAAUACAAGGCAUUGGUGACUUCCUAGGCGGGAAACCACUUCCAUUGUAUGACAGUGACAUCAUACCUACUGUCCCCUUAGACAAUAAUCGUCAAGCUGUCCUGAAAUCACUAUACACGUUCGUCUCGUCGGUUGAAUUCGACGAUACUUUAACUCUCCAUGAGCGAAACUUUGCCUUGAUAGUUUUCCUUCGUGUUCUGAAUUCCACGUCACCUCGCCCAUCAUUCCUUCCCGAAGACUGGUGUACACCACAGUUGGCCACCAAAUUUGUGCGAAACGCUUUGGAAGACACUUCACGGAGUUAUUCUAAUGCCUAUGAACUGGGUACUUAUUUCUUCCGGUCCACCUCCUUCACCAACAAGACUGCGGCUUAUUUUGUAUCAAGUCUCUUUGAACACCUGCGCACGCAGGAUUCCAUUCCCCCUGUAUCAGCAUUUUUGGACUUGAUCGUCACCGUCCUCGCAUCUGAAAAUUUAGAUAUUCAUAUACGUCAGCAAUCGCUGGAAUACUUGUAUGAGCCUGACAAUCUGUUCACUUCUUGCACUACCCUCAUUCAGAAUGGUGAUCCCUGGACUCUUCGUCGUCUCGCUCUCCUCCGUCCCAAGGACCCAGCCUGGUCUGGCUGUCUACAGAGGCUGCAAGACUUUGAAAUCCUGGAAGAGCCAUGGGUUCUGCGCGAUGCUAUACCUGGUGUCGUGGUCGAUUUCAAAGCAUUUAUCGAAGGUGGGUGUGUGGGCACAUUUGGAAAGGAUGACGAUGACGCGGUAUCUUCCAAUCCUGUGCAACCAACUCAAGGAGAUGCUGAUUCUCCACAUCAUCCGGGGUCAACAGUGUGGCGUAGGGUACGGCGAUUUAUUGCAGGAAAACCUAGUCAUGAGGAGAUAGAAUUGUCGAGUUAUAAUGCCAAAGUGUAGUCUCUGUGAUCCUCUGACUAUUUCAUAAUAAACAUUACUUCAGAUAGUGUGCGCAGC
Molecule: messenger RNA, 3141 nt
Organism: Desarmillaria tabescens
Lineage: Eukaryota; Fungi; Basidiomycota; Agaricomycetes; Agaricales; Physalacriaceae
Exons: 3
Coding region: 265-3084 (939 amino acids)
Source: RefSeq, a predicted model, not a curated record